Cladophialophora yegresii CBS 114405 is the source of this 1467-nucleotide messenger RNA. RefSeq lists its product as uncharacterized. The record is from RefSeq and is a predicted model, not a curated record. Gene Ontology annotation, molecular function: transmembrane transporter activity. Gene Ontology annotation, cellular component: membrane. The transcript is spliced from 8 exons. Bases 1 to 1467 code for a protein of 488 amino acids. NCBI's taxonomy places the organism in Eukaryota, Fungi, Ascomycota, Eurotiomycetes, Chaetothyriales, Herpotrichiellaceae. Gene Ontology annotation, biological process: transmembrane transport.
AUGACAGCUCAUUCACUGGACACCAAAGGUGCGGACCAUGUCACAGCGGACCAGGUCGAGGCCGCCAUGAAGGAGCUUUCAACAGAAGAAGGAGGCGCCGCAUUUACUGCUAAACAGCAGAGAAGAAUCGUCCGAAGGAUCGACUUGCGCCUCGCAGUGACGCUCGGAUGUCUCUACUGUAUCAGCCUGCUUGACAGAACUAAUUUGGGAGCCGCGUCGGUGGCAGGGAUGCAGAAGAGUCUGAACAUGAACAAAGACAACAACGCCUAUACAAUUGUGUCGCUUGUCUUCUUCAUUUCGUACACGAUUUUCCAGGCGCCCGCAGUCGUCUUUAUCCGCAAACUCGGACCUCGCAACUUCCUUGCUGCCAUCGUCCUCGCUUGGGGAGCCGUCAUGAUCGGAUUCGGCUUCGUACCGAGCUGGGAGGUCAUGUGCGUCCUUCGAGUCAUACUCGGCGCACUUGAAGCGGGGUUCUAUCCGGGAUGUGUCUAUCUCCUCAGCACGUGGUACCCUCGUUUCGAUCUGCAAAAGCGCAAUGCCCUUUUCUAUUUGAUUGGUAGUAUGGCAUCAGGGUUUGGUGGAAUUUUAGCAUACGGGCUCAUGCAAAUGGACGGACUUUCGGGCCUCUCAGGUUGGCGUUGGAUAUUCAUCAUGGAGGGCGUCUUGACAUGUGUGCUCGCAGUGGGUGCUUGGUUCAUCAUUGUUGACUUCCCAGAGGAUUCGCCGAAAUCCUGGCACUUCCUCAACGAGGCCGAAGCGAGUUGGGUUGUUGCACGCAUCGAAAAAGAUCGCUCAGACACCUUCCCUGACGAGUUCUCCGUCGGCAAAUACCUCCGGAACGCGUUGGACAGCAAGGUCUGGGCAUUUGCCUGGCUCUAUAUGCUGACGACAACCAAUUCGUACGCCAUCGCCUACUUCCUGCCGAUCAUCCUCCGCAGUGGAAUGAACUUCUCCGUGGCAGCCGCCCAGUGUCUCACGGCACCUCCUUAUGUGGCCGCGGCCAUUGUCAUGUUCAUCGAGUCUUACUAUGCCGACAAGUGGCGGGUGCGUGGACCGGUGGUUGUCGGAAAUGCGCUUAUGGGCAUUCUCGGUCUGGGCUUAUUGGGAUACGUUCAGAACAACGGUGUCCGGUAUUUCGGAGUCUUCCUGGCAACCACAGCAUGUAAUGCGAACUGUCCAGCCUUGAUCACCUACCAGGGGAACAACGUCCGCGGUCAAUGGAAAAGAGCAUUGACAUCUGCCACUCUUGUCGGCGGCGGCAGUAUCGGCGGCAUCAUUGGCACAACAGUCUUUCGAGCUCAAGACGCCCCCAACUAUCGCCCAGGUAUCUUGACUUGUCUGCUCGCCAAUGUGUUGAUCGUGUUGAUCGUGGCCGCCUUGAGUUUCAAGUUUCACCGGGCCAACAAGAGGGUGGACAGUGGUGGGAAGCCGAUCGAAGGGCUGGAAGGGUUCAAAUAUACCCUGUAG